This is a messenger RNA of Amphibalanus amphitrite, 3389 nucleotides long. RefSeq names its product leucine-rich repeat-containing protein 4C-like. Lineage: Eukaryota; Metazoa; Arthropoda; Thecostraca; Balanomorpha; Balanidae. Gene Ontology annotation, cellular component: extracellular matrix. The coding region runs from base 277 to 2886 and encodes 869 amino acids. The transcript is spliced from 3 exons. The record is from RefSeq and is a predicted model, not a curated record. Gene Ontology annotation, molecular function: protein binding.
CAGGGACUUUGAGAAGCUGCUGUCCGGACUUCCGUCACAACGAGCAGGCGACAGACAGAAUACUGAUAGAAGAAAUAACGCGUGUAUAAGAAGCCAAAACAACUGAAACUGCUGUCAGAAAAUAAACAUACCAGGACGGUCGGGAGGCGGUCGGAGCGCAGCCGAGCGCCGGCCGGCGGAGGUCGGCAGCCCGAUAGAUGGGUGGCCCCGGCGGCGCGGCGCCGGCGGCCAGCAGAGCGAGCCGCGCGCCCGGCGCCGCCUGACGCGCCCGACGCCAUGCUGCGAGCGGCCGCCCAGCUGGCGGUGCUGCUGGCGGCGCUGGCGGCGGCGCCGGCCGGCGCGCAGCGCAGCUGCCCCAGCUCCUGCUACUGCGACGCCCAGCUCAACGUCAACUGCGUGGGCGACACCAUCUGGCGCUUUCCGGACGGCAUCCCGGACGGCGUCACCCGGCUGGAGCUGCGCAACUACGUCAUCCCGACGCUGGGCGCCGCGCAGCUGGCCGACUUCGCCAACCUUACCGAGCUGAAGGCGCCGCAGAACAAGAUCGGCGUCGUCGAGGAGGGCACGUUCCAGGCACUGGCCGCGCUGCGGAAGCUCGACCUCAGUCAGAAUGAGAUCGCCACCGUGUCGCCGGGCACGUUCGCCGGGCUGACGGCGGCGCGCAACCUGGACCUCUCGUCCAACGAGCUCCGUGAGUGCGAGGGCGCCUUCGCGAGCAUGACCUCGCUGGAGCAGUUGACGCUGAGGAGCAACAACCUGACGCGUCUGGGACCACACACGCUCGACGGUCUGGAAAAGCUGCAGUACCUAAACGUCGACUCAAACACCAUCGCCGAAAUCGACGUGGCAGCGUUCCAGGGCCUGACGAGCUUAGCGCACCUGAUCCUCAGCAACAACCCGCUGUCCAACCUCAGUCGCCUGGAGUUCUUCGGCUCCCGACUGCAGUACAUCGACGUGUCGGCGGUAGGUCUGACGCGGAUCCCGCAGUCACUGACCCAGUACGUGCGAGACCUCCGGCUAGCCAAGAACAACUUCACGGCACUGCGACGUGGCGACUUCGACAGUUACCCGUACCUAGGCCUGCUGGUGCUGGACGACUCCGGCGUCACAGAGCUGGAGGAGGACGCGCUCGGCCGGCACGAGUACCUGAUGCGGCUCUGGAUGAACGGAAACAAGCUUCAGCGGGUGCCGACCAGUUUGCCGUCCAGCCUCAAGGCGCUUUACCUGGAGGAGAACCAGAUCACUGCUCUGAGAGCUGACGAAUUCCAGGGUCUGGUCAAGUUAGAGCAGCUGUUCCUGCAGCGCAACAAGAUCGCGCUGGUAGAGGACUGUGCCUUCUGCGGCCUGGGCAGCCUUCAGAACCUGGACCUGCAGGCGAACCGAAUCACCCGACUAUCGGCGCGAAGUUUCUCCGGUCUGAUCGCGCUCGAGUCGCUGGACCUGUCGCAGAACCCGCUGACGGUGAUCGAACCGGGAGCGUUCGCGCCGUUCCUCGCCGUCACCUCGCUGCGUAUGUCGCGCAUCGCCGGCAACGUGUCGCUGCCCGACUCUUUGUUCAACGCGCUGGAGCGGCUGGACCGGCUGGAGCUGCUCGACAGCCCGCGGCUGGUGGAGCGCGUGCUCGGUUCGGGCCAACUGCUGCACGGCAUCCGCUCCGUUCAGCAGCUUAACAUCAUGCACAACGAGCUGCAGCGGCUGCGGGCCGACCUGCCGCGCCUGCUGCCGCGGCUGCAGCUGCUGAAGCUGGGCGGCAGCCGCUGGGACUGCUCCGACCCCGACAUCAUGUGGCUAAAGGACUGGAUGGCCGAAGGGUCGGUGCAGUUCUACAGUCCGUUCUCGGCCCGCUGUCGGAGGCCGCAGAGGCUGCUACUGAAGUCAGUGGCGCUGCUGCAGGACAGCGACUUCGAUCCACAGCCCGGGGACGAGGAGGACCCCGACAGUGCAGAUACAGCGGAGCCGGCGGCACAAGACGGGGAGUCCAGCGGGAGUGGGGAGGACAUGCCGCCACCUACAACCCAAGCAACCGCAUCGCCGGCUGAGAGCCAGCCAGAGCGGACAAAUCCGUCCCUGACCACCACAACCACCUCAGCUGCAACUACAUCGACUUCCACCACUACCGCACGCCCCGUCACAACCACAACAUCAACCACCACAACCACUACAUCCACGACAACCACAACUGUCUCCACCACAUCCCCCACAACAACCCGCACCACCACAGCUAGACCAUCCACGUCUACAUCACGGGUCACAUCACCGCCACCUUCUCCUACCCAGUCUCCCACCACACCUCCACCCACAGAACCUACACGUCCAGCUCCUCUACCAACCACCACCGUCCGCUGGAGACCGUCCAGCACCCGCCGGCCGACCCCUCCGGCGCUGCCGCCGCUCACCGGCCGGCAGUCUGUGGUGCCCACCCACACUGACCCCGAGCCGGAGCCGCCGGUGGCGCAGCCGGGCCGGGUCAACUUCGUGCCGUCGGGGGCGCGCGGCACGAUGACGGCCCUGGUGGGCUCGAUGGCCGCCGCCGUGGGCGUCAUCCUGGCGCUGCUGGCCGGCGCCGUCUGCCUGUGGCGCUACCGCAAGGGCGCCGUCUACCCCUUCAGCCGGCGGAGGAAGGACUCCUCCAUCUCGUAUUCGCAACAAAAAGAUGAGGUGAACAUCACUCCGGAGGAGAGCGGCGGCGCCGACGGCGGCUCCGGCGACACGCACCACGGCCUCACCAACGCGCUCUACUACCUGGCGCAGCACGGCGAGACAGAGUUCCCAGAGCCCACCCGGCCGCGGCCCGGCUCGCUGCUGCCACACAGCGGCGUCGACGCGUGCCCCGGCGCUGUGCCGGACGCCUGGAGCACCCCCAGUCCGGACGCCAGCCGCUGGUAGGGCGGCGAUAUCGACAGAGUGGCGCACGAGAGACGGACGUGGCGCACACGAGACUGACGUGGCGCGGGGCGCGGACACUGCGACUGUAUCAGCCGCCGGCGACCGGCAGUGCCGCCAGUGCCAAACGGACCGCGCUGAGCGGAGACGAGGACUUUCACCGGGCCCGGGCAGCGCGGACUUCAGAGUGUCGCCGUGGCGCGAGCGGCUGGACGUAGCGCCGAGUACAGAGAUGUGACGCGUCUGUGGGAGGUGUGUGCGCCGCGACGGGAGGCGGCUGCGCCGUGACCCGCCGCUCGCCGACCUGUGGUGCCGAAGCUCGCUCCUGGCGGCGGUACAAACAAGAGCGCGGUGCCGGCCAGCGUGCCCCGACCGUCCGAGCUGGCGCGGCGGUCCUCCGGAGCCACUGAUCGGGUCACCUGUACCGGGCCAGACGCGAUGAUCGACUAUGUGUAACCUUAAAUGGCAAACUUUUCCAAUAAAAGCAAUUAAAGUCUUUGGCGAAA